GAUUGUGGGCUUGAUGAGUGGUAUGCAGACAGUUUUCCAACCAGGUCAGACCCAUGAAUGAAGAGUGUGACCAGGCUGUAGACUCUGGAUAAUAACGAUAUGCAGGGAUUCUGCAUCAUGUCGCCCGCUUCUCGUCUCCGACAGCUCCUCGCAGGACCCAUGUUCGUUGUUAUAACAAUGUUGGAGAGCGGGUUGGCAACCACGGAUGAUUUCACUCUGUGUCUGCCGUUGGGCUGCCUGCCUGUUUAGGUCAUUGCUGUCUGCCUGUGCCAUGGUUCCCAUCGGUCAUCGCCCAAUCUCAUCAAUCGCAUCAAUCUCAUCAAUCUCAUUUGAGCCGGCCGAUUCCCGGCGGGAAGGGAUCUCACUUCCGCCCUGCGCAAUCCUGAAGCGUUUUCUUCUCCCCCAACGUCUUCCCAAGUAUCGGGAUGUUAUUUCCGCGCACGUCCAGGCAGACAGGACCAGCAGCAGAUUCACGACGCCCGCUUAUGCUGUACCGAUUCGCGUCGGCUAUCGCGUAAUUGCCGCAUCAUCGUUGAUCGAGUCUCCUCGGGCGACAGUAUCAUCAAGCGAGAUGAAUUCGGCCCGUUGUUAUCACAUUCCCCAGUAUACCUCAUGUACUUCAAGAGACUGCCCAGGUGGAGAAAUUAGAAAGCGUACGAAGGAAGCGGCACGGCUGGAGACUCGCUUCACACGGCAGCCGGUGCACAGUAGCGCCGCAUCCUGGACGACUGGAAGUAUAUAACAGGUACAUGAGACAUUGGUGCAACGGACAUAAAACCAAAGGAGAUGACAUGUGUCCGAUCACAAAAUGGCUCUUCAAAGACCUCUCCGCUAAAAUGAGAGAUUUCGUUACUCUGUGCCUCUAUCGUCAGUACGAUAUUAUUAGCGGAGGUGAUGAACCAUCUUCGAGGCCGUCAUGGUGUGAUGAUCAUUAUGGGUAAACGCCAGGGAAGAAACUCGGAGGCCAUGUUGGGGCCGUUGCUGUUGAUUAUGGUGAUGAUCGGCAUGAUUUUCAC
Molecule: messenger RNA, 1016 nt
Organism: Dissoconium aciculare CBS 342.82
Lineage: Eukaryota; Fungi; Ascomycota; Dothideomycetes; Mycosphaerellales; Dissoconiaceae
Exons: 1
Coding region: 206-742 (178 amino acids)
Source: RefSeq, a predicted model, not a curated record